AUGCUUUUCCGUUCAAUAGUUGACAAUUGCAUCGGCAGACAAAGGCAGAAUGCGUUACCUGCACAUCCCUGGACCAAGUACCCUCUGAGCUCCCUUCUCAAAGGCUACCAGUGUGUUUGCCAUGAUGAACACAUCUCCUAUGGGAACCUCGGCGACUCGGUGCCCCCAUUUGGAUUAUCUUUCUCCUCCGCAAGGGAGAUUCGGGAUGUUCUGGCUGUGGCAAAUGAAGAAGGAAUUGUUAGGCUUUACAACACAGAGGGACGAGGAAACCUACUUCUGAAAGAAUGGCUGGCUCAUGAGAAUGCCGUCUUUGACAUAGCAUGGGUGCCAGGGGAGUCUCAAUUGGUGACUGCUGCAGGCGACCAGAUGGCCAGGUUGUGGGAUGUGAAGUCAGGCGAGCUGUUAGGUAGCUUCAAGGGCCACCUCUGCAGCCUCAAAUCUGUUGCAUUCGCUUCAGAGGACAAAGCUGUGUUCUGUACCGGUGCAAGAGAUGGAAAUAUUUUGGUGUGGGAUACCAGAUGCAGCAAAAAAGAUGGUUUCUACAAACCGAUGAAACAAAUCCAGGGUGCUCAUAACAAAGCAGAGACAAACCCCCCAUCUAAAACAAAGAAGAGAAGACUCAGCACCCGUGGCAUGGCUCCCAGUGUUGACACCCAGCAGAGUGUCACUGUGGUUUUAUUUCAAGAUCAGCACACUCUCAUUUCCUCGGGAGCAGUUGAUGGAGUUGUUAAAAUGUGGGACCUGAGGAAAAACUACACUGCACACCAUCACGAUCCUGUAGCCCUGCAGACAUACCCAUAUCCUGGUUCUUCAAUGCGCAUGCGUCUUGGUUAUUCUGGGCUUGUCCUGGACUCCACAAGGUCUAACAUCAUGUGCAACUGUACCGAUGAUAACAUUUACAUGUUCAAUGUCAGUGGGAUAAAAACUACACCAGAGGCAAUGUUCAAUGGCCACCAAAACUCAUCUUUUUACAUCAAGUCCACAAUUAGCCCAGAUGACCAGUUCUUGGCCAGUGGUUCAAGUGACAAUCACACAUACAUCUGGAAGAUCUCUGAUCCCAUGCUUCCUCCCAUGACACUUCAAGGCCACAGUGAAGAAGUGACAUCUGUUGCAUGGUGCCCAACAGACUUCACGAAGAUUGCUUCCUGCUCUGAUGACCACACUGUACGCAUCUGGCGCCUUCAUCGUGAAAUGGACGGCGCACAGUCGUCAGUGGGAGAGGCCAAUCUCGUUGGCUGGGCACGGCCUAAGAGUCCACACAAACCUUCAAACAACUCUGAGUCAACCCCUGCUAAGGACCAGAGAGCCGAGAGCAUCGCAGGGCUGGCCUCUCCGCGUCUCGCUGCUUGUGCUCCGAAUGUGGCUGCCUUGCCUCUACCCUCCAGCACUACAUCACCUGUCCAGUCUCAGCGACCCAAAGCCUCUAAUUGUCAAAGAACCCCACAUUCCAUCAAAUCAUGGCUAUCCCCGAGACAAGGAUCUCCAAACCAGAAAAGCCCUCUCCUGCGUAAGGUUCUGAGUCCGUGUCCACAGAGCCCGGAGGACUGCACCUCUCCUACGCCACCACGAGCCAAACGCAGGCUGGAGACUGCCAACAGUUCAUCUGAUGAAUGUGAGGGCACAAAGCAGUGCGAUUGUGUCUCAGAACUGUAUCCUGUUGCCAAAAGGAACCGGGCCCAGUCAGGCAUCUGCUGCCCAGCUCAGGAGGGUCUGCUACAGACAGACAAUCAUAUUGAGGAAGGGAGAGCAUCAUCAAAACAGACUGGCAAAGAAAACUUCACCCCUCAAGUGACAGACUGGCUGUCAGUGAUGGGCCAAAAGAUGAGAGGAAGCUCAAGUAGCCCCCGAAGCCCCAGUGCUGCCAAGAAACAAGCAGGCAAGACGCCAACUUCACCGACUUUGAGCUCGCCACAGAACAUGAAAAAAAUCUCCUCCUAUUUCACAAGGAGACCCACAGAGUGACCUACGGAGACUCUUUAGAAUCCAUUAGUUUCUGUUUGAGAUGCUGUAUUAAAAGGUGAUUUUAACAGGAGACUACAAACUGCUUUGUACUGUAACAUCUGUACUGUACUGUAACAUCACUCAUUCGUUUAACUUGAUAUGU
Messenger RNA from Phycodurus eques (leafy seadragon), 2104 nucleotides. RefSeq names its product denticleless E3 ubiquitin protein ligase homolog (Drosophila) (gene dtl). Bases 1 to 1962 code for a protein of 653 amino acids. NCBI's taxonomy places the organism in Eukaryota, Metazoa, Chordata, Actinopteri, Syngnathiformes, Syngnathidae. The transcript has 15 exons. The record is from RefSeq and is a predicted model, not a curated record. Gene Ontology annotation, molecular function: protein-macromolecule adaptor activity; protein binding. Gene Ontology annotation, cellular component: nucleus. Gene Ontology annotation, biological process: mitotic G2 DNA damage checkpoint signaling; proteasome-mediated ubiquitin-dependent protein catabolic process.